Messenger RNA from Onychostoma macrolepis, 6179 nucleotides. RefSeq names its product immunoglobulin superfamily member 2-like. The record is from RefSeq and is a predicted model, not a curated record. Bases 68 to 4261 code for a protein of 1397 amino acids. Lineage: Eukaryota; Metazoa; Chordata; Actinopteri; Cypriniformes; Cyprinidae. The transcript is spliced from 11 exons.
UUUAGGCACUCUCAAUGAAACCUAUAUUAACUUGAGAGAGAAAGCAAAAGGAUCAAUCUGUUUAAGGAUGGUAGACGUUUGGUGCCAAGUGUGGAACCUGCAACUAUUGUUGUGUCUCACAGGACUCCUGCAGUGGGAUCUUUGCAGUGGUCAGAUUCAGGUCCAGAUACAGAAAGGUCCUCUGUAUAGAGUGAAAGGAUAUCCCAUCUCCAUAUCCUGUAAUGUUACAGGGUUUACAGGCCCAUCUAACCGGGAUUUUCAGUUCAUUGUCAAGAAACCAAACAUUAUUAAUAUGAUCAGUACCAGUGACCCAGGCUUUGCCUAUGGAAUGUUCUCCGAUAGAGUAAGAAAUAAAGAGAUUGAGAUUCAAAGGCUGUCAGGAUCUUCAGUUCUCUUGAAGAUCAACAAUUUGCUGGAGAAUGAGGCAGGUGAUUUGCUCUGUGAGACCCUACACACAGGUGGUGCAUAUUACGGAGAUUAUGAUGAUGAAACAAAGCUUAAUGUGAUUGCAGACACUCUAGAGGCAUCAUACUCUGGCUCUCCCUCUCAGAGCUUGUCUGAAGGUGAUCCUCUUCAGCUUGAGUGCCAGGUCUCCAGCCAGACUUUUCAACAUACUCAUCUGUCCGUCACCUGGUUUCUCCAUGGUGAACAGGAUGAAAACCCCCGGCCAAUCAUUACUCUGGAUAAAGAUCUGACUGUAAAGCCAGGAGCUGAAUUUGAGGAUCGCUAUGGUGCUGGUCUUAUCAGCAUGGAUAAGGUGGAGGACACAACCUACAGACUGAAGAUGCCUCAAGUGCAGCUGUCAGACCAGGGGAAGUUCUUCUGCAAAGCCAUUGAGUGGAUCCAAGACCCAGACCGUUCCUGGACACAGAUUGCCCACAAAACCACCACAGCAUGCAAUGUGGAGAUCAAACCAAUCGUGGCCCCUGGUGUAGGUUCAUUCAGUGUUUAUUUGAAGGCUUCAAAGGGGCCACUACAGGAGGGAGACGCACUGGACAUUCACUGCAGUGUGAAUGCACAGAACCAUCCUGGUCAUUUCUUCUCGGUGACUUGGCUGAAGAACCAGCAGAAAGUGGCCCAAAUUGGAUCAUUUGGGAUGCUCACUAUGUUUGAUAGUUACAAAGAGAGAGAGAAUGCAGCAGAGAUGAGAGCAGUGAAAACCAGUCACAUGGACUACCUGCUGACCAUCCGUUCGGCUCGGGCUGAGGACCAAGGCCAAUACCAGUGUGAAGUAUGGCAGGAAAACAUGAAUGAAGAUGGCACCUUCAAAAAAGUACAAAAACAAAUGUCUAGUCCAGAGAAUUUGAGCAUCACGGCUAAAGAGAGUGAUCUGGCGGUGGUCAUGGUGAUGGAGGAUGCAGUGACUGAGGGAGAUGCUCUGCGGGUCACCUGCUCAGUGUCGGGAUUCAAAGGUCCUUUAUCUGUGUCAUGGCAACACAAGAAAGACUCGGGGGUUUCCUUCAGUGAUGUCAUUAGUCUGACCCAUGAGGGAGUGAUGAAAGAUGUUGGGGCAAGAUAUCAGAGCAGAAAUGUUCAAACACUUCAUUCUCCAGCUGGAAACUUUAUUCUAGAGAUUGGUGCAUCUGCAACAUCUGACAGCGGCGAUUAUAAGUGCAUUGUGUCUGAAUGGACAGUACAGAGCAAUGGCGAGAUGAAGACAGCCAACACCCAAUCUCAGCAAAAAGCCAUUAUAGUUAAUUCUGUUGAAUCUCUAAUGAAGGUGACCUUGAAAAGUCGUACAACAAAUGUUCCUAUAGAGUCUCCAGUAGAACUGCUAUGCACAGUCAAAGGGCCUAAAGUGUCUUUGGCUGUACGCUGGAUGUUUCAGCCCCGCAAUUCAACUGUUCAAACAAAUAUUUUAUCCAUACGCCACACUGGAGAAAUCGCCUGGAGAGCAGAUCAGAGAAACUAUCAGCUGUCCAUUGAAGCACUGCCGACAGACACUCGUUUCACUCUCAUGGUGCCGAGAGCCAGCAAGCAACAAGACGGACAGUACCAGUGUCAAGUUGAUGCCUAUCAAAAGGAUGUACAGAAAGCCUUGAAGAACUCCAACCCAUUGGCGGUGACUGUACAAAAACCUGUCAGCAAGAUGAGACUGUCCUCACCCACCUCUCAUUUGGAAUACACUGUCAACACUGAUGCUAAGCUUGAAUGCUCAGUCAUGAGGACAACCACAAAUACCUCUCGUUUCACGAUAACAUGGAUAUUUGGAUCCCAGAUGCUCUUAUCUAUGGACCUAGAUGCUGUUGUCAAGUUUGGCCCUGCAGCUGGCCUAGAGAUGGACCAGAGGAUCCGUAUGGAAAUAAGACAGAAACAGAACUUCCAGCUGACUAUCCACCAAGUCAGAACAUCUGACAGUGGACAAUAUCAUUGUGAGGUGGAAGAGUGGCUUCAGGAUCCUCUUGGUGACUGGUAUUCCCUAAAGAAAAUGUCUGUUUCCACAGAGAUGGUUGUCAAAGAGAAAGCCAGUGAUUUCAAAAUGAAUAAAGCUGACACUCAGCUGAAGGUUGAAGAGGGAAAGCAGCUAAUGUUGAAAUGCUCAGUGGAUGGUAUUGGGUCUGAUUCCACUCUUCGUUACUCCCUUACCUGGAUGUUUGACCGAUAUCAGUCCUCCAAUGUGGCACUUCUGACAUAUAGUCAUGAUGGCCGUCUGAAGUACAACAGCUUUGACUCAGAGCUUGAGGGACGACUCCACUUCUUCACCCCAGAAGUGGGUGUCUUUCACUUGACUAUCCAUAGAUCUAUCCAGGAAGACAGGGGGCGCUACUACUGUCAAGUUCAACAGUACAAGCUGGACUGUAAAGGCCAAUGGUCACUUAAGGCAAGCGACAAGUCAGGUUUUACCAAUGUUACUGUUCAGCUAAUAGAGAACAAACUACACGUUCACAAGAAGGAAGAAAGCCUAAACAUUAGCAAUCUACAAGCGGGGUUCACCAUUGACUGUGUCAUUGAAUCACGGUCCAGUGAUGCAUCUGUGUUUGAGGUGACUUGGUCCAGGCGUCAGAGAAAUGAACGACCUGUCAUCAUGUUCAAUGCCAGCCGUGAUGGUACCUUACACAGUGCAAUCAAUGAUAAAGAUCUGGUGUUUGGACACCCAAAAGGCAUGCACUAUAAGCUGACAGUGCCAAACGUCAACCCCACUGAUACUGGCCUGUACCACUGUCAGGUUGUUGAAUGGAUUCAGACAGCUCCAAACAAGUGGAGAAGGAUAGGUGAAGACAAAUCUGGGGAUAUAUCCAUCCAUGUGGACACUGAGGAAAGGCAAAAAGAGGGCAGCUUUGCCAUGGACAAGAAGGACAAGGAUCGUUUCAUCAAAGAAGGAGAGCAGUUUGAUCUUGAAUGCUCCCUGGAUGUAGGAAAAGAGGACCCUACUCAUCUCUACAGUCUCACGUGGGUAUUUAAUAGACCAGAGUCAACUAGCGGGAUACCAUUAUUGUCCUACUCUUAUAAUGGUCGUCUACAGUACCAUAUGAAUCAGGACAGGUUACGCUUCUCUAUACCUACUUCUGGUACUUUCCAUCUGGCAGUAUUAAACUCUGAUAUAGCUGAUAAUGGAAGCUACCAGUGCAGAGUUGAGCAGUACCAGUUUGAUUGUGAGGGCCAGUGGAAACCAGUGGCAAAAGACCUAUCAGGCUCAACUAUGGUCACAGUUCACAGUAUCGAAAGUAAACUGCAUGUUCAGAAGGACAACCGAAUGCUCAACAUUACAAAUCAUCAGGCUGGGUUCACCGUGGACUGUGUCAUUGACUCACGAUCCAGUGAUAAGUCUGCCUUUGAGGUCACCUGGUUCAAGGUUCAGAAGGAAGCAGGACCAGUCACAAUAUUCACCGCCAUGCGUGACGGUAUCUUACACAGUGAAUUUAGCUAUAAAUAUCUGGUGUUUGGCCGACCACUUGCCACACACUAUAAACUGACUGUGCCACAGAUCAACCCCACUGAUAUGGGGCAAUACUACUGUCAAGUUGAGGAGUGGCUUCUAACUGCUAACAGCUGGAAGCAAUUGGCUUCAGAUAAAUCUGGAGGGCUCUCCAUCUAUGUUCACACUGAAGGUGAUUCUGAAAUACAGACAAACCCAUUGGGAGCGACACUGGGGGUCACUAUUCCUCUGAUUUUCAUUCUAGUAUUGGUCAUAAUAUUGUUGUUGAGAAGGGAUCACAAAAGGAAUUCUGAACUGAAGAAGAAGAAAGACAGUCUGUGGGCUGAAAAUAACCCUCUUACUCCAAUGCCUGAGGAAACUCCGGGUGCAGGAGAUCAUUCCUAGAUCCUCUAGCACAGUAGCUGUAUUAGUGCAGUAAAACACAAUUGCAUACACAAAAUGUUGUUACUGAGGGAUAUCUAGCCUAUUUUAACAAAGUUAACUUACCCCUAAAUUUAAGGAUCAUUCUGACCAGACUGUUUCAUUUGUAUUGCUAUAACUAUUUAUUAUAAGAGGUAAAAUAAAUAGAAUAUUUAAACUAGUGGUUCUCAGCUGGUUUUGUUUCAGGGCCUUGAUUUUAUAUUAUACAUCAAGUGGUGACCAAACACAGAAUCCUACCAAGCUAAACAAAAAUGUUUGUUUAUAUUUAAUAAGCUUGUGUUUAUAGUUUGAGAAUCUCUUGAGUUUAGAUUUUAUACUCUUAGUUAUUAAUCCACUGCAAAUAUCACACUGUGGCCAUGUUUAAUCUCUUUUGAAAACAUAUUUCAGGUUGCAUUUUACCUCGCUUACACUGUAAAAGUGAUAAGUUGACUUAACUUAAAGAAAAUUAGGAAACCCGUUGCCUUAAAAUUAUUAAGUAAAUAUUUAUUUAUUUAUUUUUUUUUUUUUAAAGUUGACAAUUCAAUUUUCAAGAACUUGACAAUUCACUUAACUUAUUUUUUUAAUUAUCAUUUACUUAAAAAUUUUAAGGCAACGGGUUUUCUAAAAAAAAAAUUAAGUUAAGUCAACUUAUCACUUUUUACAGUGUAGUUUUGUUCUUGGUUUUUGAGGAUGAAAACAUCAUGCAAAAAAAAAAAAUUAAAGUAAGUAUUUAUUAAGUAUUGCUACUAUUUAACCUUGUUUUUACCCUACUGUCCAUUGUAUCAGAACAGAACUACAACAUAUUUUUCACUUGGUUUCUGCAGUUGUAAUUGCAUAUUAUUAUAGAGUUCACAUUGGAAUUGUGCUGUAUACAUGGCUGUAAACAAAUUAAGUUAUAGUUACGAUGGUGCUAUAUUUUCAAUUGUAUGCAGUUAAAUUCAUUCUUUUCAGUUGCUCACAGGCAGUUCAAUAGCAACAGCAACUGUGGUCACUGAGUCAGAUCACCACACAUGCUGUUAAGACAUUUUCAUGGUAGACAGGAAGUCAAGAUGCUCUGAGCAGAUCUGUUUAACAAUCACAAUUCAGUGGUUGUGGGUUUUUUUUUUUUUGUUUUUUUUUUUUGCUCAAGUAUGUUGGGUUGAUCUGACAAUGAAGGCACAGAGGAAAAUGCUUUCUUUGCAAAAACACAGUAUUUUUGUGCACUUUCAUAUCAAUAAACUUUUUAACCUUUUACACUUAAGCAAUAACCUGCCAAGAGUCUUCUAAAAAAGAGACCAAACUUAAGUCUGUGUUCCAAAGCAUUCAAGAUUUACUACAGUUGGAUUUGAAAAUUUUCUAUGCUCAAAAAUUGACAAUAGACAAUAAAUGGAUUAUAACUUCUGCAUAAAUUUACUACCAUAAAAUCCACUAGAAAAUACAAAAUAUUAAAUAAAAACUUUGUCAAGCAAAUACAUGGUACAUUCCUUUCACUGAAUAAUAAUAAUAAUAAUACACUCUUAAAAAAUAAAGGUGCUUCACAAUGCCAUAGAAGAACCUUUUUUGUCUAAAUGGUUCCGUAAAGAACCUUUAACAUCUGAAGAACCUUUCUGUUUCACAAAUGGUUCUUUGUGGCAAAAGAUGGUUCUUCAGAUUAUUAAAAGGUAAGAAAGAGAUGGUUCUUUAAAGAACCUUUGACUUAAUGGUUCUUCUAUGGCAUCACUGUGAAGAACAUUUAAAGCACCUUUAUUUUUAAGAUCGUAAUAAUAAUAAUAACAAUAAUAAUAAUAAUAAUAAAAUAAUAUCAUUAUCAUUUUGACUAGGUCAAUGCCUAGGAAGCGAUUUCUAAUGAAGGGGGUAAUACCAGGUACUGAAAGCAGGAGUGUACUAUAUUUUUCUAAAGAUUACAAAUGAAUUUCCAAACAUU